AUGAGACUCGGUGGGCUCACCGUCUCUUUCAUGACAUUGACUUCUGCAUCGCCGACGACUUGGCGGCGAGGCUUGGCGUCGCGCCAAAGUGCUUUGUGCUCGUCGCUCGUCCCCUGCUGCUGCCGCACACCUCAGCGAACGGUGUUUGUGCGCUUCCAGCCCACCCCUAACGACGCGUGUUACAAGUUCUACGUCGAUCACAUGCAGUUUCUGCCGCCCCACGCGCACACCAUGCUGUUCAACCGCACGAACAGCUACCUGUCUCCGCUUGCCCACGCGCUGCUGGAGGCGCUGCCGAUGGUGGAGGAGGUCACGGUGGGUGCGUCCUUUGUGACGGUGAAGCGCGUGGAGGUGGCGGAUACGGAGGCCGCGGCGCGCUACUUUGCCAUGACGUUCCACGGAGUGCAGCAGAGUAACGAGGCCGACGAGGCAGCCGCCGCGGCGCGGUCGCAGGCGCUGCAGCAGCACGCUGCCGACGUCAUGAAUGAGGACUGCGAGUCGGGUGGCGGGGCGGCAGCCCAGCCCUGUAGUGGGGAUGACGCACCUACCGCAUCGUCUUUUUCGACUGCGGACGCGUCCUUUGACAUCGGCGGGUUCACGAUUUCGUCGUCUUCACGCGACAAUCAGAUUGAUGAGGCUGUCCUGCAGUCACUCAUCGUCGCGACUGACUGGUCGGAGCUCAAGUUUCACGUAAGUGCACUGCUCACUGACCACAUCUGCAGCGGCAAUCCGCACGUCGACCCUAACGCCCCAAACCCCCACGCCGACACCGUCGCGGAGGCGGGUGACUCGGAGAUUGUGCUGAUGAUCAAGGAGCUUGUCGCCACCACAAUCCGACCACAGUUGCAAGAGGAUGGCGGUGACCUUCGCUUCGUCGGCUUUGAUCCCGUCUUGGGCGAUAUGCGUGUCGAGCUGCUUGGGGCGUGCCGGACUUGCAAGAAUAGUAAGACAGCGCUAGUGGAUCUGAUCGAGCGCACCACACGACACUGGAUACCUGAGGUAAAAGCUGUCAAGGAAGUCUCGCGGACCACUUCCGCCUUCGAGGAGUUGGCUGCACAUCACAGUACAGCUGCCGCCGUCGGCGCGACCGGCUUCUCGUCUUCUGCAUUGACAGACCGACUUACAGAGGAGGUUGAUGACGAUUUGCUGAAUGCAAAGGGCAGAGUGCAGUUCUCGCCCUCACCGACGUUGGCGUCGGCGCGUGCUGCGUCAGGUGCGUACAAGAUAGUGCGCGAGGUCCGGGCGUCCUCUGUCGGCGAAGCGACAACUACCUGCCCUGCUGCUGCGCCGUCAUGA
Molecule: messenger RNA, 1296 nt
Organism: Leishmania braziliensis MHOM/BR/75/M2904
Lineage: Eukaryota; Euglenozoa; Kinetoplastea; Trypanosomatida; Trypanosomatidae
Exons: 1
Coding region: 1-1296 (431 amino acids)
Biological process (GO): iron-sulfur cluster assembly
Cellular component (GO): mitochondrion
Molecular function (GO): iron ion binding; iron-sulfur cluster binding
Source: RefSeq, a predicted model, not a curated record